Pochonia chlamydosporia 170 is the source of this 1917-nucleotide messenger RNA. Its product is annotated as acetoacetyl-CoA synthase. Gene Ontology annotation, biological process: lipid metabolic process. NCBI's taxonomy places the organism in Eukaryota, Fungi, Ascomycota, Sordariomycetes, Hypocreales, Clavicipitaceae. Bases 1 to 1917 code for a protein of 638 amino acids. The record is from RefSeq and is a predicted model, not a curated record. Gene Ontology annotation, cellular component: cytosol. The transcript has 3 exons. Gene Ontology annotation, molecular function: acetoacetate-CoA ligase activity.
AUGCCUUUUAUCCACUCCGGCAGCUACACCCAGCCUGUUGACGAGUCUGUCCCCGUCUCCCAGCUCCCGGCUUGGUUUGAAGGAAUCAAGCUCAACUGGGCAGAGAACUUUCUCUGGAGCCGUAGCGCCAAUGAUGCCCCUGGUACGAGGACCCAGCUGAACAAGGAGGACUCCAAGAUUGCGCUCACCGAAGUGCGCGAGGGCAACACCGAGGUUCGGCACAUGACGUGGGCUGAGCUGCGGAGGAGGGUGGCCGAACUGGCGACGGCGUUGAAGGAGAGGGGCGUCGAGAGGGGAGAUCGAGUCGUCAUGGUGGGAGCACACUCGGCCACGACUCUGCUUGUGUUUUUGGCAACGACCUGGCUGGGUGGGUUGUUCAGUAGUAGCUCGACUGAUAUGGGGGUCGGUGGGUUGCUGCAGAGGACGGUGCAGAUUGAUCCCAAGUUUGUCUUUUUCGACGAUGGCGCCAUGUACAAUGGUAAAACAAUUGAUCUGCGUGACAAGAUUCAAGGAGUCAUGGAGGGACUGCAAGAAUGUCCGUCUUUCAAAAAGAUUGUCGUCGUUCAGCGUUUUAAGCAGCCUUAUUCUACGGACAACAUCUCCAACACGGAGCGAUUCGACGACUUUCUCCUUUCCAAGGGAUACAAGCAGCCGCCUCCCAUGGUUCGCAUCGGCUUCCAGGACCCCAUGAUUGUCUACUAUUCCUCUGGAACGACUGGUAUUCCAAAAGCAAUUGUCCACGGGGUGGGACCUCUCCUCAUAAGCACACGCAAGGAGGGCAUUCUACACCGUUGCGUCACUCCAGAUGACGUUGGGCUGCAAUACACCACCACCGGAUGGAUCAUGUACCUGUCCAGCGUGUCGCAGUUGGCCUUGGGGGCCAGGGCCGUGUUGUACGACGGCUCGCCGUUCAUCCCUGAUCCCACCGUCUUGCUGAAGAUUGCAGAGCAGCAGGGCGUGACGACACUGGGCCUCAGUCCGAGAUGGAUGACGGAGCUGAUGAAGCGCGACAUUGCGCCUAGAAAGGUGGCUGACCUGUCCAAGCUGCGAAGAGUCGUCAGCACAGGCAUGGUGUUGCCGGACCAAAUGUUUGAAUGGUUCUACGACGUGGCGUUUCCACCACAGGUCCAGCUCGCCAACAUCUCUGGAGGUACCGACAUUGCUGGCUGCUUUGUUCUCGAGAACCCUCUCACCCCCGUCCACGUAGGCGGUUGCGUCGGUGGCUCGCUCGGCGUCCCCAUUGCCGUCUACGACCACGAUCUCCCCGACGGCAGCGACGGCAAACCACUUCCGCUUGGUCAGGCGGGCGACCUAGUUGCCACGGCUGCUUUCCCCAACGUGCCUCUAUUCCUGUGGAACGACGACGCGCCCUCGCCCGGUAAGAAGUACCGCGGGGCCUACUUUGACCGCUUCAACAAGGUCUGGGCGCAGGGCGACUUUUGCGUCUUCCACCCCAAGACUGGAGGCAUGCUCAUGCUCGGUCGAUCAGACGGCGUCCUCAACCCUAGCGGUAUCCGGUUUGGCAGCUCCGACAUCUAUGCCGUCCUCGAGAGGUGCUUCCCCGCCCAGGUUGCCGAGUCUCUGUGCGUAGGACAACGACGCCCGAGCGACCUUGAUGAGCGGGUCGUCUUGUUCUUGAUUAUGAAGCAAGGCCACGAGCUGGACAAGAAGAUGGUCAGAAGCAUCAAGGACACCAUUGCCAAGGAGUUGACCAAGAGGCAUGUGCCCAAGUACAUCUUUCAAGUACCCGAAAUCCCCGUCACUGUGAACGGGAAGAAGGUCGAGUUGCCGGUAAAGAGUAUCAUUUCAGGGAAGACGGUGAAGCCGAGUGGUACCCUGUUGAAUCCGGGUAGCUUGGAGUAUUUCUAUAGGUUCCAAAAGGUGGAAGAGUUGGAUGAGCCGGUUGCCAAGUUGUGA